This is a messenger RNA of Malassezia japonica, 4335 nucleotides long. RefSeq lists its product as uncharacterized. Bases 1 to 4335 code for a protein of 1444 amino acids. Gene Ontology annotation, cellular component: dynein complex. Gene Ontology annotation, biological process: microtubule-based movement. Lineage: Eukaryota; Fungi; Basidiomycota; Malasseziomycetes; Malasseziales; Malasseziaceae. The transcript has 3 exons. The record is from RefSeq and is a predicted model, not a curated record. Gene Ontology annotation, molecular function: minus-end-directed microtubule motor activity; dynein light intermediate chain binding; dynein intermediate chain binding.
AUGGACGACGCGCUGAUCGGCGACUGGUCGGCGGACGCGUGCCGCACGGUCGCGGCGCAGCUCACCGCGGCGCACGACCUCGGAACGCACCGCGAUGCAGUGGUCGAGACGAUGGUCGCGAUGCACCUCGCCGCGUACGCACAAGGCGAGCGGUGCGCACAUUUGCACGGCCGUGCGUUUUCGCGGUCGCCGCAGCAGCUCCUCGCGCAGAUCCAUAGCUUCGGCGCGAUCCUCAGCGCGCAGCGCGAGGCGCUCGAGGACCAGCAGCGGUUUCGGCUCGUGGGUCUCGACCGCCUGGCGGAUACCGUGACCGAAGUCGAGGCGCUCCAAGCGUCGCUCGGCUCGAAGCGCCAGCGCCUCGAGCAGAUGAACGCAGAGGCCAACGAGCGCCUGCAGCGCAUGGUGCACAACCAGCAGGCGGCCGAGUCGCAGCGCGAGGCGUCGCUUGCCCUGCGCGCCUCGCUCCAGGAGCAGGAGGCCGACGUCGCACACCAGCGCGACGCGGUCCUGCAGCAGCUCGCCGAGGCCGAGCCUGCGGUGCUCGAGGCCCAGGCGGCCGUGAGCAACAUCAAGAAGCCGCACCUGACCGAAGUGCGCUCGAUGGCGAAUCCCCCUGCGGCAGUCAAGAGCACGAUGGAGUCGGUGUGUAUUCUGCUCGGCCACCACAUUGACGGCUGGAAAUCGGUGCAAGGCAUCUUGCGGCGCGACGACUUUAUCGCGAGCGUCGUGCGCCUCGACACCGAGCAGGCGCUCUCGCGCAGCACCUGCGAACGUUUGCGGCGCGAUUACUUGAGCCGCGACGAGUACAAUUACGACACGAUUCAGCACGCAAGCAAGGCGUGCGGGCCGCUGGCGCUGUGGGUCAUGGCCCAGGUGCACUAUGCCGAGAUCCUCGAGCGCGUCGCACCGCUGCGUGCGCAGGUCGCAUCGGUCGAAUCGCGCGCGAGCGAGACGAAAGAGAAUGCGGCCGCCGCCGCCGCCGCUGUCGCGCAGCUCGAGGAGAGCAUUGCGGCGUACAAGGCCGAGUACGCGACGCUCAUUAGCGAGAUUCAGGCGAUGAAGAGCGAGAUGGAGCGCGUCGGCCAACGUGUCGAGCGCUCUGUGCGCCUCCUUGCCGGCCUCGAGGCGGAAAAGGCGCGCUGGGAGACGGGGCGUGCCGAGUUUGACGCACACGUCCAGACGCUCGUCGGCGACGUGCUCCUGUGCUCUGCGCUGAUUGCCUAUGCGGGCUACUUUGACCAGGCGAUGCGCGAGACGCUCUGGGAGGAGUGGCAGCGUAUGCUGCGCGACGGCGGCAUCCCACACCGCCCGGCGCUCAGCGUGCGCGACAUGCUCGUCUCGGCAGAUACCCAGGCCGCGUGGAUCGCACACGGUCUACCCAGCGACGCGUUGGCGAUGGACAAUGCCGUGAUUAUGGAGCACUGCACGCGGUACCCCUUGCUGAUCGACCCGACGGGCGAUGCAGGCACCUACCUCGAGCGCCGCUUUCGCGACGAGAAGCUCGCGUCGGCAAGUUGUCUGGAUGCGGGCUUUGUCAAGGUGCUCGAGAGCGCCUUGCGUUUCGGCACGCCGCUCCUCUUGACGGAUGCCGAGCACCUCGACCCCGUCCUCUUGCCGGUGCUCAAGCAGGAGCGUCGGCGGACGGGCGGCCGUGUGCUCGUGCGUGUCGCGCAGCAGGACGUCGACUGUGCGCCGACCUUUCGCCUGUUUCUCACGACGCGCGAUGCAAAUAUUGCGCUGCCGCCGCACCUCUUUUGCCGCGUGCAGAUGGUCAACUUUACCACGACACGCAAGAGCCUACAGAGCCAGGCGCUCCAGCGUAUUCUCCACGCGGAACGCCCCGACGUCGAGGCGCAGCGGACGGACGUCGCACGCGCCCAAGGCGAGUUCCAGCGGCGUCUGCAGCACCUCGAACGUGCGCUCCUUGCGGCACUCAACGAUGCCCAAGGCAACUUGCUCGAGAGCGACACCAUCGUCGCCACGCUCGAGACGCUCAAAGGCGAGGCGGAGGAAGUGCAGGCCAAGGCUGCGGGUAUCGAGCAGGUCGCGAGCCAUGUGCAGCACGUCACGCAAGUCUACGAGCCGCUUGCCGAGGCGGCGAGUGCCGUGUACUUUGUGCUGCAGGACAUGCAGGUGCUGCAGCCCUACUACCAGUGGGACCUCGGCUUCUUCUGGGCGCUCUUUGACCAGGUGCUUGCGAAAGCGCACGGUGACGCGCCCGAUGCGCGCCUCGCCCAGCUCCACGAGACGCUCUUCCAGGACGUGUACCGCGCAACAGCACCGUCGCUGCUCCAUGAAGACCACCUCGUGCUCGCCGCGCGCCUGUGCCAGGUCAAGAGCGACGACACGGAGCUCGAGGUGCUCCUGCAGCCGGCGCUCGGCGAUGCGCCGUGCGUGCGCCGCAUCGACCUCGACCGCACGCAGCACAAAGAAGCAUGGGACGCAUACAGCGCGCUGCCCGCACCGGAAGCCGACGCCGCGCCGCUCGACGAAGGCGCGGUGCGCCGCGCGAUUGCCGUGCGCAUCGUGCGGCCCGACCGCGCGGUGCCGGCUAUUUCGCGCGGACUCCAAGAGAUCCUCGGCGCGCCUCUGCUGGAGGAAGACGCGCCGAGCCUCGCGAGUCUUGCAACAGGCACGCACGCACACACCCCGCUUCUCCUUUGCAGCAUGCCCGGCCACGACGCGAGCGGGCGUGUCGAGGCGCUGGCCGCGGCCGAGCGUGUGUCGUGCGCCGAAGUGGCGCUCGGUGCGCCCGAAGCCACCGCGGCUGCGGACCGGGCCCUGGCGACCGCGGCGCGCACCGGGCAGUGGGUGCUCGUAAAGAACGCGCACCUCGCGCUCGCGUGGCUUGCGCAGCUCGUGCCGCGCCUCACUGCGCUGCACCCUCAUGCGUCGACGCGUGUGUUUGUGACGUGCGAGCUGAGUACGCGCCUGCCGCCUGCCGCGCUGCGGCAUGCCCAUGUGCUGAUCCACGAGCCGCCUGCCGGGGUCAAGUCGGCGCUGGUCGCGUGCCUGCGUAUGCUAGCGCAGCGCACGCAGCCGGCGGGGCCGCAGGAACGCACGCGUCUCUACUUCCUCGUGAGCUAUCUACAUGCGGUCGCAGUCGAGCGCCGCAGGUACGUCCCGCUCGGAUGGACGUCUACGUACGAGUUCCACGACGCCGACUUUUUGGCGGCGCUCGACGUGGUGGAUACGUGGACCGCGCAUGCGGCCGGCACGAAAGCGCACCUCGACCCUGCACACCUGCCGUGGGACGCAGUGCGUACGCUCCUCAAAGAGUACGUGUACGGCGCCAAGCUCGACCACGCACCAGACCGCGCGAUGCUCGACGCGCUCGUCGACCGCCUGUUUGUCCCUGCGGCGUUUGACGACGGAUUCGUGCUUGCGCCGGACGACAGCGUGCCGUUGGCCGCGCCGGACGGGACGCGUGUCGAGCAGUUUGUCGCGUGGGCCCAGGCGCUGAUGGAGCCGCAGCCCGUCGAGUGGCUGCUGCUCGCGCCUGCGGCCGAGCGCAGCGUCGCGGCGGCGCGUGCGCAGUCGGCCCUCGGCCGCCUCGCCGCGCUGCACCAGGACCAGCGCGAGACGGCCGAGGCGCCGCUCGCCGAGUUUUCCGCGGCGGCCGCGCGGGCGGCCGAGUGGCUCGGCGUGCUCCCUGUGGAUGUCGGCCACGGGCGCCCCGAGGACGAAGGACUGGGCUUCUUUUGGCACCGCGAGCAGUCGCUCGGUGCGGCUCUCUUGCACACUGUCCGCACGCAGCUCCAAGCCGUCUGCGACGCGGUCGACGGUGGAAAGCGCACGAACGAGGCCGCAGCAUGCGUCCAGUGCAUUGCCCAGGACCGCAUCCCGGCGGCGUGGCAGACGUACGCGACGCCGCGCGGCAUGGGCCUCGGUGCGUGGAUCGUGGACCUAGCUGCGCGCCUGGCACAGGCUGGCACACCCCCUCCCCGUGUCGCGCUGCACCAUCUCUUUUCCGCGUCGGCGUACCUCACGGCGACGCGCCAGGCGGCGGCGCGUGCGAUGCAGACGAGUCUCGAGCAGCUGCAGCUCGUGGUGCAGCUCGGGCCGCGCAGCGCACCUGGCGUCUAUCCGAUCCAAGACCUCUUGCUGGACGGAGCCGUGUACGAGCCUGUGGGCUUUGACCUGAAUAGCGGCGAGACGAGCGUCGUGUCGCGCUGUGCCCUGCGCUGGGCGCCUGCGGAAGAGGGCGGCGUGCUCCUGCCCGUGUACCUCUACGCGGACCGCGCCGCACUGCUGCUGCACACGCCCGUGCCCAUCUCGCCGUCAUUUGAUGUAUCGCUAGCGACGCUGCGUGCCGUCGCACUGCGUGCAGCGUAA